AUGUUGCCUUUCAUUGGCUAUACUUUUUGAGAGUCGUGCGUAAUUGGUUAUUUCUCAGAGUGCGGGAGACAUACCAGGAUGUACCGGAGAAAACCUUGCUUUUGGUGUUGUUAAUGGUUUCCUUGUGUUUAUCUAGUCACGUUCACGUUUCUGGAACAGUCUCUACGCGGGAUUCUUAGCUGCUGGCGUUACUUUAACACGCUCGGUGCUCAAAACCACCUAAACGGUUCACCUGGGGCCGUUUAUGAAGAAGCUAGUUUGUGUGAGCUAACGCACAGCAGAUAAACUGUUGUUGUUGGUGAAACGGAGUAAACAUUCAGUCAAACAUCACCAGCCUUUACCCUUUAAUUUAGCGCGGGCUAAGCGGUUAGCAUUAGCAUCUGUCACCACAGGCAACUCGCGGCUGGAGUCGAGACUCCUGUGACUGUGAGUGACUGUCAUGGACGCGCUCGGCUCGUUAGCUUAGCCGCCGGUUUUGUGGGGGAAAGCUGUGUUUUGGCUGCCGGUGCAAUGGUGUGACAGCGCUCCGGGGUCCAUGGCUCCGAACAAGCGGACGCGGCGGGAGGACGCGCCGCUGCAGCUGCUCUGCGAGUGGGGCUCCUGUGAGGAGUCCUUCGGCAGGAUGCAGGACUUCUGCCAACAUGUGGACGAGCACCUGAGGACCCUGCAGCUGGACGAGGAGCCCGACUCUCUGGCGGAGGAGCAGAGCUGCCUGUGGCGGGAGUGUGGCUUCUGUGCGGUCGAGAGCCCCGGGGAGCUGCUGCGGCACGUCUACUUCCACUGCUACCAUACCAAGCUGAAGCAGUGGGGCCAGGCUGUGCUGCAGAGCCAACCCGAUCUGGGCUCCUGUGCCCUGGGCCCGCAGAACCGCAACGUCGUGCCUGACAUCAGCGACAACUUCGUCUGUCAGUGGGAGCAUUGUGAGACUUCCCUGGAGAACCCAGAGUGGUUUUAUCGACAUGUGGAAAUGCACGGCCUGUGCACGGAGAUGAAGUCCAACGGCAGAGAAGAAAGUGCGCUUCACUGCGGCUGGAAGGACUGCGAGGCGACUUUCAAAGGUCGGUUCAAGUUGCGAGAGCACCUGCGCAGUCAUACGCAGGAGAAGGUUGUGGCCUGUCCCAUCUGUGGGGGCAUGUUUGCUAACAACACCAAAUUCUUUGACCACAUCCGCCGCCAGACUGCUAUUGAGGGCCAAAGGUUUCAGUGCUCUCAUUGCUCCAAGCGGUUUGCUACAGAGAGGCUACUACGGGAUCACAUGAGGAAUCAUGUCAACCAUUACAAGUGCCCCCUGUGUGACAUGACGUGCCCCUCGCCCUCCUCCCUGCGGAAUCACAUCAAGUUCCGCCACAGCAAUGAGAAACCGUACCGAUGUGAAUACUGCGAAUACAGCUGUAAGAACCUGAUUGACUUGCGAAAACACCUGGACACACACAGCAGUGAGCCUGCCUACCGAUGUGAUUUCUCCGACUGCGACUACUCAACCCGCUCCCUCCACUCUAUCAAGUCCCACUAUAAGAAGGUUCAUGAGGGGGACUUCAUGCCACGCUACAAAUGCCAUGUGUGUGAACAGUGCUUCACCAGGGGCAACAAUCUGACCUCACACCUCCGCAAGAAACAUCAGUUCAAGUGGCCCUCAGGGCACCCACGCUUUAGGUACAAGGAACACGAAGAUGGAUUCAUGCGGCUACAGUUGAUUCGAUACGAAAGUGUGGAACUGACAGAGCAGCUGAUGAAGGAGAGGCAAGAGGCCCGGGACAGGAAUCCAGAAGGGGAGGAGAUCCAGCCAGAGGCCCUGACGCAAGGAGUAGCAGAAGGUGGAGCAGAGGAGGGUACUGAGGGGCUCAGGGGCAUCUUGAUUGACAGCGGACAGGCUGGCGGGAGUGACUCUGGGGCUGUUGUCAGUCCAGCUCUCCAUGUGAAUGAGCAGGGCAGCGACGUCUUCUACAUGCUGACAGAUGGCUCCCCAGAAGCAACCGGUCCCCAGGUGGCCUCCGAGGUCAGGGAGGAUAGCGUCAUGUUGCAGCUGCAAGACACGGCCCAGCAGUUGGGCAUGGAGGUGGUGUAGGUGUCCACGCUCUGUGCUCAGUGUUUUCCUGCCACCAUCUGACUGUUAUACAUAGUUUAAGGGAGAACUGAAACUGCACCAGAGUGUAAAACACCCCUGCUUGCAGAUGUGAGACUUCUGAAGGCCAGACAAACUUUCUGAAAUUUGGUACAAACCUUCCUCUUGGUUGCAUUUAAUUUAUGAAAUGGCCUACAAAAUGUAAUUUCUUCACUUUCGCAGUUCACCGUAACAGUUUGGUGUGUUAAAUGGGACAUCUGGCCUGCAUUCACUGGCAAAGGAUGGAGGUCUAAUUUUACUUCCGAAAAUAACAUUCAUAUUUAUACAGGCUGUUGGACCUAAUUGGUGAUAUUCACCAUCAAUCUCUGUUACUAUUUUGUACAAUUUGCCUUUUCUGUGUACAAGAGUGCUAUUUAUGACACAUUUGUAUUCACUCAGAUGUGUAACAUUCCAACACUCUGCGUUUGCCUAUCAUUACAAGGUGCUGAGGCCUUUAAAUUCUGAAACAUCUCAUUCUCGUGGUUUAGGAAACAAAACAUUUCUUCAUCAAUCCAGGAAAGCCUGUACUUUUUAGGGUUAACGGAAGCUGAUUAGCCGGCUUACGUCCAAUGCUAAACUUCUGAAAGAACAGUUUUUUUCAGGUGGUUGUGGAGUUCUUUGCUUGCUGUUAGGUUUCACUGCAGCUUCUGCAUCCCUUCGUACGUAUUUGGUACAGCACUGGCCGUUUUUCUCCACCAGGGGGCAGCAGGCUUUUUUUUGCAGUAGGCCUGGAUCACUUUGAAGUGCAUGAAUAGUGUUUCACUAGAUUGGAAAGCUAGGAACAGUAUGAGGCCGGACAUCCCCCUGAGAAGCUUUUAGCUUUUGAUACACACACUGUCCAUGUGUAAAACCUUUGAGCAAUUUUCUGAUUUUGACAUAAUCUGGAAGGCCUUCCGUUGCAUAAGUAAAGAGGACAGGAAAUAAUUUUGGUGCCUUUACACUCUUAUGUCCCGUCCUGUCCCCCCCUCACAGAGGCCAGCAAAUAAAGUUCACCCUUUGCUUGUCACUGUCCUGAAUCCAGGCUCAUGUUCAUUUUGAAUGAAUGCAAGGGUGUGAGACACAUUGUCAUCUAGUGUGUAUUUUUUUUAAAAAUUAUUUUAAAGUUAGUGUAGCAUCUGACAUACACUUGGUGUUUCUCUUUCAUUCUGUCUUUUCGUAAUAAAUUAUAGCUU
Molecule: messenger RNA, 3273 nt
Organism: Scleropages formosus (Asian bonytongue)
Lineage: Eukaryota; Metazoa; Chordata; Actinopteri; Osteoglossiformes; Osteoglossidae
Gene: hinfp
Product: histone H4 transcription factor
Exons: 9
Coding region: 536-2065 (509 amino acids)
Biological process (GO): anatomical structure development; regulation of transcription by RNA polymerase II
Molecular function (GO): RNA polymerase II cis-regulatory region sequence-specific DNA binding; DNA-binding transcription factor activity, RNA polymerase II-specific
Source: RefSeq, a predicted model, not a curated record